Pieris napi is the source of this 3936-nucleotide messenger RNA. Its product is annotated as collagen alpha chain CG42342. Bases 141 to 2123 code for a protein of 660 amino acids. The transcript has 24 exons. NCBI's taxonomy places the organism in Eukaryota, Metazoa, Arthropoda, Insecta, Lepidoptera, Pieridae. The record is from RefSeq and is a predicted model, not a curated record.
UUCAUCGAGUUAGUAGCGUUCGGACUGUCACACGGGACGGGUGUAUCGCCUCUCUGCGCGAAAUCCUCGAAGUCCAAUACGAUUUCAAUGUUCGCGUGAUAUUGCGAUGCUGUGAAUGUUAUCCUGAUGCGAUUGAAGCCAUGAUAUUCAAAGCGGGAGGGAAGCCUCCGGGCAAGAGUCCUCCAAAGACAGAAGAAAGAGAAAAUAAGGAGAAUUGCGUAAAAGAAAGUUGCGACCGAUGCCCGGGGGAUCCGUGGGUUUAUUGUGCAGUGUUGUGGUGUGCGUGUGCUAUGAGCCUGAUCUCAAGCGGGUACAGCCUAUACAGGCAACAGGGACUUCAAGAUAGACUUGGCUUGCUGGAGGAACAGCACCGGGCGCUGCGUAGCGCGGUGUUGGAGCCGCAGCAGCCGCUCGUGGAGAGGCUUCGACGGGAGGCUCGGGUCCCGCACUGGAGAGUAACUAGGAGCAUACGGGAUUAUGGUGACUGCGGCUGUCCACCAGGGCCGCCAGGACCACCUGGAAAGAGAGGGAAGAAAGGAAAGAAGGGUGAUACUGGGGAACCUGGACCAGCAGGGUUGAUGGGAGCACCGGGCAAAAAUGGAUUUCCGGGGAGCAAGGGCGAGAAAGGCGAACGCGGCUUCAUGGGUCCAAUAGGGUUAGAUGGGCCAAAGGGAGAUCCGGGUCGACCCGGAGACAAAGGGCAUAAAGGCGAACAUGGCAGUCCAGGUUUUGAUGUCUUUUCAGCGGUCAAGGGCGUGAAACGCUCCGUGGACAACUAUAAGAUGAGCCCGUACACCACCGCAGAGAUUAUCGCUGUCAAGGGUCUGCAGGCGGCCGGACACAACAUCUCAGCGCAGUCCAUCAUCCAACUUAAGGGUGAACCCGGAGAACCAGGGCCUCCAGGUGCACCUGGGCCGCCUGGAUCUGAUGGAAUUGCAGGCGCCGAGGGCCGUCUUGGUCCCAGUGGAGCUCCCGGACCCGCAGGCCCCAUUGGACCGGCUGGACCACCUGGCCCCAUUGGGCCUGUUGGACCCCCCGGACUUAUAGGACAUAAGGGAGAUCGCGGUGACAAGGGCGAGCGCGGUUACACUACGACCUUGAAGGGCGACGCCUUCCCCACAGGAAUUAUCGAAGGACCACCUGGCCCCCCUGGACCUCCCGGUGUGGCAGGAACGGCGGGCCCUCGUGGUCCCCCAGGACUGGACGGACGGCCCGGUGAUCCGGGUGUACCCGGACCUCCAGGAAAACCGGGUGAAAUAGGACCUAAAGGCGGAAAAGGUGACUACGGAGACAUGGGAUCACCGGGAAUGCUUGGUGCACCUGGUUUGCCUGGACCGCCCGGAUAUCCAGGUCUCAAGGGGGAAAAAGGAGAUAAAGGAGAUUCUAAAUACCGCAAACUACGUCGGAGACAAAACUUGCAGGGCGACGGCACAGGAUACGAGCUGUAUGGUCAUGAUAUUAUGAUGGGUCCUCCGGGUGCUCCAGGCCCAGCUGGCCCUCCUGGGGUCGCCGGGCCUCCCGGCAUCAAGGGCGAUAAGGGGGAUCCUGGCAUUCGAGGCAAAUCGGGUGACCGUGGAGAAAAAGGUGACCCUGGACCAAUGGGACUUCCGGGUCCCGUGGGUCUACCGGGCGAGACAGGAGAACCAGGGCGACACGGAGAGCCGGGGCCUCGGGGCCCGCCUGGCCUCGAUGGCAUGAAGGGUGCACAAGGCGAGCCCGGCGGUAAAGGUGAAAGAGGAGAUCCAGGUCUACCCGGAACAGAUGGAAUACCUGGAACCGAGGGGCCCAAGGGUGAGAAGGGUUACAAAGGAGAUGCCGGUCCUCUUGGAAAGCGUGGACGGAAGGGCGACAAAGGAGAUCGUGGGGAGCAAGGCGUGCCUGGCCUCGAUGCGCCCUGCCCUCUCGGGCCUGAUGGUUUGCCACUACCUGGUUGUGGCUGGCGGCCCUCGAAGGAGGCGGCUCGGCCGGUGAUGAAUAGUGCAGAGGAACGGGGAGUAGACAGGGGAGUUGGGGGAGAAGAGGAUAUCGGAGAAGAGGAGGUAGAAGAGGGCGAGUAUGAGGGACCUGAUGACACCCGCGACUAUGAAGACUACAUCGACCCUGCACUGCAGCUACGGCAUUGAUCAUCUAAGGGUCCACACGGUCCUUACACGUUGCAGGAAACUCUAGCGGCGUGGGUUCGACGGCGGUUGGCGCUGGAUGACAACGAACUGCCCUAAUCAUGCCUUCACCCAAACAUCGCACACUGCAUCACAAGAGUCUUUUGUCUUUGAAUAUUCUACACUGCCCUUGGCCAUCCAAUACUCGGAAAGGUGUUUUGAAUUGUUACGAUUAACAUUUAGUUAAUAUUGGUACAAAUUCUGAUAUACAUAAUAUUAAAAUUUAAUCCUCAUUCCAGAAAUUAUUUAGAUAUUCAAUUGUUAUUACUAUUAAAUCAGAAUUUGCACCAUUAUCUAUUUAGUUUACAUACUCAGAAAGAGUAUACCCUAGUAUAUACCUCUACCCUAGUAUAUAUACUUUUAUCUUAAUAGUUGCGGAUUAGUUAAUAGAUCGCCUUAUAUAGAUGUCAUAAAUUGAUAAUUUAAAGUAACAUUCAAAUUAACAGCUUUAUUGUCAUUUUAUUUUAACUUGCCGAUUCACAGGAUUAACCCAAUAGGUAUUACCCAUUAUUUAUUUUGCUUUAGCCAUACAAUAAAUGUUUAUUCGAUUCAUUCUUAUCAAAUGAGGAAAACCAUCUGGUAAUGUAUUAAUAUAACACACAUGACCUUGAUAUUACAGUGAUGAACCUGUAUUAAAACACGUUUACACAUAACAAUUAAUCAUGUUGUUUUUUAUACCUGACUUUAUACAUACUGUGGAAAAUGUCUUAGGAAUAAUUGUUAUUAUGUAUAUAGAUUGUAGGAAUAAUCUUAUCCAUUUACGUAGAUAUUAAUGCCUUAUUUCAAGCGGUAAAAGCAACGAUUGCGCAUUAUUAAUAUAUUCGCACUUUCUUUCCGUAGUUCUUUCCAUAGCGCUGAUGUUCAUUGUAAUUACGUCUUAAGAAAUUAGUAUAAUACCUGUUAUUACAGAGUAAGCCAACAAAAGUAUUUUCAGCCUAAUUAUUAUCUAAAAGUUUUAUAACGAAGCAGUUUGUAAUGCACUCCAAUUUUUUUAGUUAGCUAUGAGUGUAAUUUGUAAAUACUCGAGUGUAUGUGUAAUGGCAUAAUAAUGUUUAUAAGAUGUAAUAAUUGUUAUAAUUGAAAUUCAGUAGGUACAGUACAAUUGCAUUGUAUAAAGAAGCCUUGUUAAGAGCUAUUUGUAUAUUUUUAUACUUUCAUAAGUUAAGAAUGUCAUUGUAAAUAUUUAUUGAAAGACUAAUAUAAUGACUACAGACUAUUAACUUUUACAAAUAUAAAAAUCAUAUCUCUAACUUACCUAAUUGCUAAAUGCAAUAUAAAAUAAAAUAAUAUAGGCGUUAGAUUUUAUAGUAAACCGACUCUAUUUAUUAUAUUUUAUUAAAUAUAAAGCCCUUAGAAAGUCUUUAAUACAAGAAACACAAACCAGUCUCACAUUUCGUGCGUAGAAAUUAUUUGUUAUUAUGAAUAAAAUUAUAAUUGUUCCCGAGAGAUAUUACCAUUCACUAACAAAAAAUUGUCGUGAAAAUAUAUUUGUGUAAAAUUAAAAGUAUAUGCAAACCUAAAACCUCAAUAAAUCGAAGUAUUAACCUUAUAAGUUUAAAUUUAUAAUUUGCUUCAUAACAAUUGAUAACUUUUUAUUAUUAAUUUUAGACUGCAAUUAUCAAUCAUUAGUUUUGCCAGCUAAAAGUUUAUUGUCCCUCAAUGUAAGUUCAAGUAACAUAACAAGUAACUAUACAUAUUUAUUGUAAAUAAUUUUGUAAAACUACAAAUAUAGGUACCUACUUGUUUAUAAAUAAUAAAAUUUAAUUAUAAUUUUCUA